This is a messenger RNA of Calypte anna (Anna's hummingbird), 2873 nucleotides long. RefSeq names its product JAZF zinc finger 1 (gene JAZF1). The transcript is spliced from 5 exons. Lineage: Eukaryota; Metazoa; Chordata; Aves; Apodiformes; Trochilidae. Gene Ontology annotation, cellular component: nucleus. The record is from RefSeq and is a predicted model, not a curated record. The coding region runs from base 176 to 907 and encodes 243 amino acids.
CUCCCGACGCUGCUGCUGCUGCCGCCACCUCCUCCUCGUCCCCACCCCCACCCUCUCUCUCGCUCCCCAUCUCUCUCCCUCUCCGUCCCGUUCCCCCCUUGCCCCCGCCUCUCCCCGCCCUGCCGCCGCCGGCCCUGGCAGAGCAGGCACCGCAGGGGGAUCUCGAUGUAACACCAUGACAGGCAUCGCCGCCGCCUCCUUCUUCUCCAACGCCUGCAGGUUCGGGGGCUGCGGGCUUCACUUCCCAACCCUGGCAGAGCUCAUCGAGCACAUCGAGGACAACCACAUCGAUACAGACCCACGUGUAUUAGAGAAACAAGAACUUCAGCAGCCAACCUAUGUUGCUCUAAGUUACAUUAACAGAUUUAUGACUGAUGCAGCUCGACGUGAGCAGGAGUCUCUGAAGAAAAAGAUUCAGCCAAAGCUUUCUUUGACGUUGUCAAGCACAGUGUCCCGUGGGAAUGUAUCUACUCCACCUCGCCACAGCAGUGGAAGCCUUACUCCUCCAGUUACCCCUCCAAUCACUCCCUCCUCUUCAUUUCGCAGUAGUACUCCUACAGGUAGUGAAUAUGAUGAGGAGGAAGUAGACUAUGAAGAAUCAGACAGUGAUGAGUCCUGGACUACAGAAAGUGCUAUCAGCUCUGAAGCUAUCCUUAGUUCAAUGUGCAUGAAUGGAGGGGAUGAGAAACCUUUUGCCUGUCCUGUUCCUGGAUGUAAAAAAAGAUAUAAGAAUGUGAACGGUAUCAAGUACCACGCCAAGAACGGGCACAGGACGCAAAUCCGCGUACGCAAACCCUUCAAGUGUCGCUGUGGGAAGAGUUACAAGACAGCUCAGGGCCUGCGGCACCACACAAUCAAUUUCCACCCCCCCGUGUCUGCUGAGAUUAUCAGGAAGAUGCAGCAAUAACAUGCUGGUCACAAAUGUGCCAAGAAACCCUCACCAGCAGUUGCUGAUUUUGAGAACAGCCACCUUUUUCAGGGGAAGCAUUCAGCAACCCUUUAAAAAAAAAAAAAAAGGAAAUGCAUGCUUUAAAAUUUUCUGUAAUUUUGGAAUGAUGUUAUCUUUGUAGAGUUAAUGAUUUUGUACAUUUGCACAUGUAAUCAUCAUACCCAUUUUCGUUACUAUGAGAUAAGGUGCUAUAAAAGCUAUAGGUUCUUCAGAACAUUUUUCUCCGAAACAAAACAAAAAAACCUGGGGGGGGGGCGUUGCAUAUUUAGUUGUACUGAAGUGUUGAACAGGAGUGAGAGGAGAGCUUGGCACUGACAUCCUUUCAAGAUUGUAACGUGAUGAAGACUUUCAAUGCAUCUGUCAAUGUGUGUGCAAAACCAAAACAAUACCAUCCUCGUCAAACUAGAGUUAACAUGCCUUACAUAAUGGAGUUAUCAGUGGAGUAGCAAGUCUUUUAGGUAAUGGAAAUAUAAAUAAGAAAGAAUGUUUAACAUAAUAUGCUAAAAAUAUUUUCAUACUUAAAUAACAUACAUAAAAAGGUGUGCUUGCUGUAUUUUAUAUUAUCUUGCAAAUCUUUUUUUUUUUUCCCUCUUGAAAUGCUGAAAAUCUUGCCAUUCGAACUAGUAAACAAUCAUCUUAGUGUUAGAAAUUACCUUUUUUUUUUUUUUUGUACAAGAUGUCAUAUGAUGUUCAUGCCCAUCAAACUUUUGAGGACCAAUAUCCCAGUCCAACUAAAUAUUUACCCCUGAACUAUCUGUUAGAAAGACACUUGGAAAUACUUAAGUGCAAAUUUGUGUGUGUGUGAGAAACAAUUAUCUUCAUCUCCGAUGAAGUUUUAAAGCACUUUGUAGUUCUCUAUUGCCAACAGAUUUAAUGUUUUUAUGUGUUGCCAAUUCUUGCAGCUACUGCACACGCAUGUGCCUGUGGUUGCAAAUAAAAAUUAAAAAUUCUACACAUGGUUUAAGGAGGUCCAUUAUUUGUGCUAAGGGAGUUUCUAUUGCCUCUCCCUCAUGUUCAUUGUAUUUUGAGAUUUUUUUCUUUGCUCAUUUUUUUGGUCGUUUCCUUCUCAUUGUAGGUCACUGCAUUCCAUUUGGAAGUGUCUGUUUAGCUUUACAGUUAGUUUUGCAGAAAUACAACAUAUGAGCCUUACUGAAGAUUUUUUAAGUGCUUCUUGCAGCAGGUUGUCAGAGACCGACUUCAAAGCCAACGUGGGAGCACUUCAUGUCUGGACCAUUCCUGAACAUCCCUUGCUUACCUCCUGCCUUGACUCGGCUUCUCUCCCAAGUGCUGUUCCUGGAGGUGAGCUGGCAGGGAGGGAUGAGGGGCACCCCCUGCCUUGCCCCAGCCCCCAAAUACUUUUUUACACAGUGGAGGGUUAGAGGAGCUCACUGCCUUCAACUCUGUGAUCACCUGUGCUUUGUUGUGUCAAAAAAAAAAAAAAAAAAAAAAGCAAACCUCCAAAGCAAGCUCAGGUAAAGCAGGAAUGAGCUUUCCCUCCAUUUCCUCCCCACCCCUCCCAAAGCUUUAAAGAAAACCUUGGUGAGGAUGACAAUUUUACCUAUUUUUUUCCAACAGAGUAAAAUUCUCACCAAUUACAACACACAGCUCUGCUGUCCCAGUGCAUAAUAAGCAUUUCAGACAGGACAUCACCGUUUCAAACCUGAGGGAGGUGGCUGCCCUUGCACCCUGCAGUGCUGCCAGCCAGGGGUAAGGGAUGAUCCAGACACGGAGAGCUCCUGGCACACACCAGGCCCAGGUGGCUGCUUCCCACCUUCUGCAGUUUUGGCAACAGAUGUGGCCAACAAAUAAGGUUUGGCUCUGCUCCUAGUGCAAGAAACCACAGGCUGGGUAAGUUUGUUUGACAGCUAAACAGUUGUAAAACGUCAUUGUUGCAUGUAAAUUCCUUUCAACUACAAGAAAGAAA